Messenger RNA from Lethenteron reissneri (Far Eastern brook lamprey), 9512 nucleotides. Its product is annotated as WD repeat and FYVE domain-containing protein 3-like. NCBI's taxonomy places the organism in Eukaryota, Metazoa, Chordata, Hyperoartia, Petromyzontiformes, Petromyzontidae. Gene Ontology annotation, molecular function: protein binding. The record is from RefSeq and is a predicted model, not a curated record.
UGGCGGUGGCGUCAUCCCGCGCGAGAUCAACUCCGAGGCGUGCCUCCUCCCCGGGUUCUCCGUGCUGCUCUCGUGCCUGCCCAGCCACGCCAGCCUCCCGCAGCUCUACUUCUUCCUGCUCGCCCUCUUCCUCAACCGCCCCAUCACCUCCGUUCCCGAAAACGUGCAGCUGGACCUUGACUCGAUCUGGCGCUACAGCCUGGGGCUGCCGCCCAGCGUGUUCUCGGCGCCGCCAUCCGUGCCGGCGCCGUGCCUGGAGGCGGUGCUCACCCUCCUCGCCAUGCUGCGCUCCACCGUCAACCAGCCUUGGCAGGCCGAGGAGGAGGGCUCGUGGCUCAUCGAGUACCCCGUGACUCAGCUGCAGUUCCUGCAGUACCUCUACCACAACGUCGGCGGCCUGGCCAACGUGUGGACCCAUCCCGAGUUCCUGGGCUCCCUCGCUGCCACCAUCUUCCCCUACAACCUCCGCCCGCACUCUGAGAUGGUGGGCGACGCGGAGGACUCGGAGGGCCCCGAGGACGAGAGCGGCGUCUUCACGUCGGAGGCACCCAUGGGCCUCAACCGCAGCCGCUCGGAGCAGAUGGUGUCGGCGCGCAGCAGCUUCCUGUCGCAGCACCCGUCGCGCAAGCUCGUCGUCGACUUCCUGCGCACCAUCGCCGUCGACAGCCUCCUGCAGGGCAACGUGAGCAGGCAGUCGCCCCCGCUCCUCGACGUCCUGCUCGAGGCUUCGCCGGAGAGGGCCACCCAGAGCCAGCAGAGGGAGUAUCAGACGGAGCUGCUGCUGAGCAUCAUGGGACACCUACAGUCGGCCGACGCACUGAGACUCUUCUGGAGAACAGCAGACAAUGGUUCAGGCCGUGGCACCUACACUGCGGUGGCAAAUGGGAUCUUCUACUUUGCUCAGAGGGUGGUGGACAAGCUGUGGCAGGGCAUGUUCAGCAGGGAGCCACGACUCGUGUUUAACUUCAUCGCGGAACUGAUUUCACAGGCGAAGCAGCGGUCCCAGGGGCUGUCGCUGGACGGCCUCUACGGCUGCCUGAACCGCACCGUGCUCUACCAGCUGUCCCGCCCGCGCCGCUGGCCCGCCCAGCAGGGAGUCCUCCAGGAGAGCCUGGGCCAGCUGCUCGUUCACCGCAACCUGCUGCUCGGGCCCGGCAACUACCAGCCGGACUUCUUUGCCUGCCUGCUGCACUGCCUGCUGCAGAUUCGCAUGCAUAGAUUUGUAGACGGCUUCGGCCUGGAGGCUCGCUCGGCUUGGCACGUCCUGUCCACCUCUGACCCUGAUGACGAGGAAGCCAGCCAGGCGCGCGCCCAGCUCGUGAAGCUGGUGCGCCGGGUGUGGCAGGAGCUGAUCGGCAGCAAGCGGGCGGUGGUGGAGGUGCUGUGCCGCAGCCCGCUGCCCCCGGACACGCUGUCCGACCCGGGGCGAUCCGACCUGGCGUCGCUGCGCCACCUGCUGGAGGAGCCGUCUACCAGGGCCUGGCAGACGUACCUCGGCCACGAGAGGAAGCAGCUGAGCCGAGCGGAGCAGACGGUGUCUUCGCGCCUGCGCGUCGGCAGCAGCGGCGGGGGCUUCGCGCUCACGCGGCUCACGGGCAACAGGAAGCAGCGCAAGGAGAGCGCCGCCAACCGCUCCGCACCGUCCUUGCAGGAUGCGUCGGUGUGGAUGUUCACACACAUCGCGGUCGUGCGAGACCUUGUGGAAUACCGCUACAAGCAGCAGCAGGAGCGCGAGUGCAGCGUGGCGCGGCUGCUUGCCGCCGAGUGGGGGCGCCUGGAGGCCGAGGUGACGCGCGAGCGCGGCCCGUGGGGGCCACCCGUGGGCUCCCGCCUCGACAAGUGGAUGCUGGACCCCACCGAGGGGCCCUGCCGCAUGCGCCGCAAGCUCAUGCCCAACGAGCACUUCUACGCGCACUACGCGCACUACCCGUACCCGCCGAGCGGCUCCGACAGAGACGACACGCAGCUCAUGGAUGAGGCGGAGCAGAGUGGGCAGGAUGUGAUGAGAGAGAAGAGCGCUAAAGUGCGGCGAGUGAUCAGCUACGACAGCAAGGAGUUCUACCUCCGCCUGGUGUCGCAGUCCAGCCUGGAGCCCGUGGUCGCCACGGAGACGGCCGAGAGCGAGGCCGCCCGGCUCGUGGAGAACGGCGGAGAGGACAGCAUGGUGGGGGUCAAAGGGCUCGUGAAGCCGUUGCAGAGGUCUCGCUCGGGCGUGGAGCCGGGCGCCGGGCUGCCGGGCGGCGACGAUGAAGACGGCCUCCCGGACCCGAUGGCCGACGGGACCGGCAUCGGCGAUGGCGGCGAGAAGACGGAGAACCAGACGGUGCUGAGGCUGCUGGCGGAGGGCGAGACGAUCUCCCAGAUGUACCGGUGCGCGCGAGUUGAGGGCCUGGACACCAGCGAGGGGCUGCUGCUCUUUGGGAAGGAACACUUCUACGUCAUCGACGGGGUCACCAUGACGACCCGCCGGGAGAUCUGCGACAUCGACAUGCUGCCACCCGAGCUGCAGGACCCGGUGAUUCCCCGUGGGACCCGAUCGCCUCCGUCGCACCCGCAGCGCGCGUGCAGCAAGUUCAGCUACGAGGGCGUGCGCGAGGUGCACAAGCGGCGCUACCUCCUGCAGCCGAUGGCCGUGGAAGUAUUCUCAAACGACGGCAGGAACUACCUCCUGGUGUUCCCACGUGGGGUGAGAAACAAGGUGUACCAAAGGUUUUUGACGAUCGCACCGUCCCUCGCGGACAGCAGUGAGAGCGUCUCCGGACAGAACCCCAACGCAAGUGUGGAGGCUGGGUCGGGUCUGCUGAGCGGCCUGGUUGGAGAGCGAUCGGUGACGCAGCGCUGGGUGCACGGGGAGAUCAGCAACUUCCAGUACCUGAUGCACCUGAACACGCUGGCCGGACGCUCCUACAACGACCUCAUGCAGUACCCCGUCUUUCCCUGGAUCCUGGCCGACUACCAGUCUGAGGAGCUUGACCUGACGGACCCUCGCACGUUCCGAGAUAUGUCCAAACCCAUGGGAGCGCAGACGAUGGAGCGCCUGGAGCAGUUCCAGAAGCGCUACCAAGACUGGGAGGACCCAAACGGCGAGACCCCGGCCUACCACUACGGCACGCACUACUCGUCGGCCAUGAUCGUCGCCUCGUACCUCGUGCGGAUGGAACCGUUCACGCAAACGUUUCUCCGCCUGCAGGGCGGACAUUUUGAUCUGGCUGACCGCAUGUUCCACAGCGUCCGAGACGCCUGGCUGUCCGCCUCCAGGAACAACAUGGCCGACGUCAAGGAGCUCAUCCCAGAAUUCUUCUACCUCCCGGAUUUCCUGCAAAACUCCAACCACUAUAACCUCGGCUGCAAACAGAAUGGGAUUUGGCUGGGAGAGGUCCUCUUGCCAAACUGGGCCAAAGGAGAUGCUCGCGAGUUCAUCCGGGUUCAUCGAGAGGCCCUGGAGUGCGACUACGUGAGCGCUCACCUCCACGAGUGGAUCGAUCUGAUCUUCGGCUGCAAGCAGCAGGGCCCCAUGGCCGUGGCCAGCACCAACGUGUUCCACCACCUCUUCUACGAGGGCCAGGUGGACAUCUACAGCAUCACCGACCCUCUCAAGCUCACCGCCACCAUCGGAUUCAUCAACAACUUCGGCCAAAUCCCCAAGCAGCUCUUCAAGAAGCCUCACCCAGCGAAGAGGGUGGGCUCCAAGCCGUCUGGAGACACCAAUCCCGGAGCGUCCGCAGGCCCUGCCCAGGACUGUCUCUUCUUCCACCACCUCGACUGCCUCACCCCAUCGCCCGUGCCACUCAAGGAGCUGAAGGGCCCGGUGGGACAGAUUGUGUGCACGGAGCGAGGCGUCCUGGCGGUGGAAGAAAACAAAGUUCUGCUUCCUCCCGGCUUCCAGCGCACAUUUUCCUGGGGCUUUGCUGACCUCAGCUGUCGGCUCUGCAACUACGACACUGACAAGGCCCCCGUGGUGUUUGAGUGCAUGUGGGAGUGGGGUCCUCUGCUCUGUGCCGUGUGCCCCGACGCCAAGACGGUGGUGUGUGGGGGCACGGCGACGGUGCUGUGCGUCUGGGAGAUGCAGGGUGGCGGCAAGGACAGGAGGCCGACCGUUGGCCUCAAGCAGGUUCUCUACGGCCACACGGACGCCGUGACGUGCGUCGCCUUCUCGUCGGCGUACCACGUGUUGGUGAGCGGCUCGCGCGACCGCACCUGCAUUGUGUGGGACCUCAACAAGCUGUGCUUUGUCACGCAGCUGCGCGGCCACUCGGGACCCAUCGCCGCCGCCUGCGUCAACGAGCUCACCGGUGACAUCGUGUCGUGCUCGGGCACGAGCCUGUUCGUGUGGAGCGUGAACGGGGAGCCGCUCGCCAGCGCCAGCUCGGCGUCGGGUCCAGGCCAGCACGUGCUGUGCUGCGCCGUCUCCGAGGUGGACGAGUGGGACCGCCGCAACGUCAUCGUCACCGGGCACUCGGACGGCGCCAUCCGAAUGUGGCGCCUGGAGUUUCAGCAGGUGCCCGAGACGCCUGUCACACAGCACAUCGCUCACAACUCAGAGGGCAAGCUGCCUGUCGUGCCAGAAAUCAAUGCUGAAGAGGGCGAGGACGAGGAGGAGGAAGAGAGCAGCGACUCGGAAUUGGACGAACCCCAUGCCAACCUCUGCACAGAUCAGAAUGACCCUAAGCGCAUGACCCCGAAUGGACCGACCAGGCCCCAGGUGUGUUCCGAAUCGGAUCCGCUGCCAAGGAUGGCAAACAAUCGUCUGAGCUCGGAUGACGGAGAUGGCUUCGUCAUCGUCAGCUACUCUGACUCCGAGUCGUCGGAACAGGCGAAGGAGCGGCUCUUGAGCCACGGCCAAAGCAACGGUGGCAGCGGCAGCCACCACCAUCACCACGACGCACAGGACACCUCCAGUCCCAGACAACUGAAGCCGGGCUGGCGCUGGGAGAGGAAGUUGGUGCUCUGUGGGAAGCUGAGUAUGCCUGGAGGCGCUGGAAACUUCAUAGGCGGCCGCGAAGGAGCCGAGAUCACGGCACUGUGUGUGUCCAGGGACCACAGUCGCAUCCUGGUGGGAGACUCGCGAGGCCGUGUUUACAGCUGCUCAACCAGGGAGCUGUCAGGCCAUGGCUAGGAUGGAAAAUGACGGAAGUUCCCCCUCCCCCCAGAGGGAACGUGGUGUGGUGGGAGAAAAGUUUAGCGGCUUCCGAUUGAUUUCUCCAAAUGGCACUUGAGGGUGAUCGACAUCGCAUCCUUCUCUUUCUUUUCAUCAUUCACACACAGCUUCCAUUUUUUUGGAUGUUCUUUUUGGGGAAAGCGUGGAAAAAGCCACCGCCAGAAUGUUCCUGAUGACGACCAAAAAUGUACGAAGUUGUGGACUGGUGCGUGGGGAUGCGAUGCGGGGAACGAAGAUGAACUUUGUAUCGUAAAUGAUCAGUUUUGCGGCCGCAAUCCAACUGUUAUGUCACCUACUUAGCCACCUUGUAGAUAUCACAGAAACUAUAACAGGUCUUUGUAAUUACACGUAAACAUGUUUUGCCAGUUUUUUGUAUACUAAAGACUAAUUUGAAAGAAAAACAUAAUAAUAUAACGAUGCACUUCUCCACUUUAUCACGUGCCCUGUUUCGCUGUGCUGUGUUUGAGCGAGUACGUUGGUUCACUGUGUUCCUAUGAUGGACUUGUCAUCGAAGCUACGCGCAGUCUUGCGGUUCACUGAUCAUUUACAUAUAUCCAUCACUUUGAAGGGAAAGACAGCGAUUCCUUUGCAUUCCAGUGCGCGGGAGUAAUCGCAACUAUCCGGUUGCAAAACAAGGGCACCUUUCAGAAGUUAACGUUGCUACUUUGAAAUGGCUUUAUCGAUGCUCAUUGUCGGUAUUGUAGAUAUCGCCACUGUUGUGUCAGAGUCCCGCGUUCUUGGCCGACCUUCCGUGGUUCCGCGAGUACCGUGCUUGUGAAGCUGCGCCCCCGAUCUCGUGCCAGAGCAACUUGCUUCUCACCGGCUUCCUCGUUGGCGAGCUGUCGUCUCUCUCCGUUUCACUCGAGCUCAAUGCCCAUCCCGUCUGUGCCAUGCACAGUGAAGCACAAGUAUCCGCAUACCGUAGGUGUGACGAUCUGAGGCCGGUUAACCUACGACAACAAGCUUUGCCGCACUGUGGUGAAUUCUCCGAAGGAGGCCGGUUGAUUGUGAGCAGGGGCAUCGUCACGGCUGUGCUUCGGACCAAUGCGAUGCUUGUGAUCUUAUUAAGCUGUGGCUAAGAAAAGUCACCACAUGUGCGAUCAUUUUAAGCCAGUGCUCUGUGAGCCUGUGUUAGCGGUUAUAUUUACCCUAAUACAGAUGUCAGCCAAUGCUGCUUUUGUUGCAGAUGGUCGCCUUGUGAACCAGUGAAGACUGCAAUUUCCAAAUUAGCGUUAUUACAAUUGCACACUGAACAAAAAAGUGUAUACAUUCUUGAACAAAAUGUAAACAAAGUUCUGUUCCUAAAAACGAAUUGUUUCGUGAAUGCGUGGGAUUUAUGAGACCACCGUUAUACCCGUGUAACAUGAAAUCAAUUCGUAAUAUGCUGUAUUUGGUCUACAAAAUUGAUGUGACUUUAAUUUGGCUACAUUCCUACUCUUAAGAAGGCACCGAGUAAAUGGACGCUUCGGUUUCAAAGUUGGUUUAGAAGUUUAUGGCCCUUUUCUUUCUUACUGAAAGGUUCAAGGUUGAUGUUUCACUUGCCACAGCUCCAUGGUUCAUAGAUUACGUGAUUUUACGCAGAUACAAAUCGCGUGAUGUGGGGGGGAGGGAGGAGCUGUUCAGAGAUGUGGAGCCCAAAGUAUUGGGCCACGUGGCGGUGAGGUAGAAGGAAGCAGCCACAUUCAAACUGGAUCAUUCAUAUGAAAUGGAUGGUCCAUAAAACAAUAUUUCCAUGAUUGAGAAAUACAUCCUUAUGUUGUGGUAUUAAUAUAAUCAUGUAUCAAACGGUUUUGUUAUUUUGGAGCAAUUUGACCUUGAAUGUGAUACUAAAUUAUCCAUUUAUAACAGCAUGGAAAGAUUUUCAUAUAGUCGUGUUAUAGAAUGUGUUUUUAAAAUAUCCCAAAGUAAUAUAGCCUCAAUCAACAGUGUAGUUUGAAUUUGACAUGUACACUUCAUUGGUGCAAUUUCCUUGAAGCAUUUUUUUUACAGUUUCAUGGCAAAGUCACCUUCAUAACCAUCAACACUCCUAUGUCAGAUCUAUGGAAUUGAGUGGCUGAUUGCUUCAGUGGCAGAUGUAUUAAUUUCCUCUACCAUUGCUUGAUUUCCAAGCAUAAUGUGAAGUGGGCAGACUAGCAAUCAUUCAUAAUAUAGGUUUUUUUGGGUUAGAUCGCGUAGAUAUAAAUGUGUUGUUAACCCCGCCACCACCUGACACAGCCAAUUAGUAAGGUUUGUCAUGUAAACAAAGCAUGACCAUCAGUUGAGUUCAGCACACCGGUGUGUUGGAGAAUAAACCCACAAUGUCGAUGGUGGGUUUAAUGACACAUUUAGAUCUCCGUGAUCUAACCCAGACACCUCAUGGAUUAUUCGGUCGCGAAAGCCUACGUGUUCAACAGACUAGUCGGUUUUUUUCACUUAUCGGUUCAAGUCUAAAUUACCUUUUUAAAAUGUGGCUAUAGUUUGCGUUUAACCAUAGUCAUCAAUUUACACGGCUCUGUCUACGCAUUUUUAAACUUGCAUUCAUAUCCAUUCCAGUUCGGUUUUAAGGGACCAUUUAAUUUGUUCCAUCGCUCAAUCAUGCAAAAAAUAUCAAGUGGGGAAAAAACCCCCCCUCAUUAUGCACACAUUUCCUAUACCGUACUUUAUUUUUUAUAAAUACUUUUUUAACAUAACAUUUUAUGUUUUAAGUUAUAUUGUGCUUUUUUUGUACUUCAUGUUUAUAAAUUUAUUUUUUUGCUGUAGUUAUUGUACCGCAAUUCGCUAUACACAUGCGUGCAUAUCACCCCCCCCCCAGCUGCGAUUGUGUUGAGCCGAGUCGUCGUUUCUCUGGCAAAAUUAAUUCUUAAAGCUGUCGGGCAAAUUUAAAACGAGACGACAUCGCUCUGCGUGUUUCCUACACAACCUCGGCUCAAAUUCAACCUCCCAUUCAUUGUUGUAAAUCAAAUCAAAGUUGCUGGUUAGCUGGAGCAUGAACAAUUUAGUGUGCAAUAACUUAUUUUUAAUAUUACAUAUUAUAUCUCUCCAUACGGUGUAUGGAGUGUCGGAUAAGUUUUCCAAAAUGAGAAACCACUGAUAUUUUUACCCAACAUUUUUUUCUUCUGUAUUGUUGGGUUUAUUCCAUUGUUUUUGGCCGAUGUCUUUCAGUAUUUCCUCGCUAGGCAAAAGACAUAGCAGUGUUUUGAUUAUGGUUUUGUAAAUUACCGUACCGUACAAACUGUUUCUUAACCCAGCUUUCCUUGCCACGAAUCUCACAGCCCUGUUGUGGCGUAAGACAUGGUGCUUUGACAUGAAUUAAAAGCCAGCACCUGCCUUUGUGGAAUUUUAUUUCAUGGACCUUGAGAGUUAAAUUUAAAUUACUUUUACGUAAGAUUGCACUGCAAAACUUAAAUGUUGUCUAUUUUUUUUAAAGCAAUGCUUUAACAUAUCUUGUAUUACUGUUAAGUGCCUAAGGUUUGUUGUUGCAUAUGGGCAUCCUGUUAAUUGCAUGUGUGGUUGGGUUUUCUUCCCUGUCUGAAGUACACUUACCAUUAUUUUUGGCAACGUGGAGUUUGUGGGUCAAGGCCUGAUUAACCGAUAUCAAAAUAUUCGGACUUUGAAUUGAGACUUCAAGUUCAAGUGAACUUUAAUUGCCCAACAAUUACAUUAAUUAAAAACGAAUAGUUAAUCAUUCACAGCCAUUUGUAGUACCAGCUAUGAAGAUUAGGCCGUGUGCUCUCUGGGAGCGGGGAAAAAAAACAGAGAUAAUUGUGGAAUGGCACAGACAUUGGGGGUUGUGAAAGUUUUACCUGUAAAAUAUCCUCGUAUGACAUUUAACACCGCUAUCGUUGUGAUUACCAUAUAAUGUAUAUGCGCACACUUCUGGCCGCUAUGAAACACGAACCCGAAAAGUAAUUACGAUCGUCUCGUCCAACAUGUACGCGAGUAGUGAUGGUUGUCAAUGUGUUGCGUGGUUCCAGAUUGUUUGCCGAUCCGCCUGUUAUGCCAGUGGUUACAGAUGUGCGUGUGAAGCUCCCCCCAAAAAAAAACCCUCGCCUGAAUGUAAGCCUUCAUUUUCAGCAGGCAUAUAACCCUGUUUGUAAUUAAACAUUUGCCGAUGAAUUAAAUGCAGGAGCGCGGUGGGUGCUUUAACAGCCGUUGGGUGACAGAAGGCUUGGGUUGUGGUGACUUUUAUGUUUGCAGCAGCAGCAAAAAAAAAAACUGGCAUUUGCGGAACUAGAACAAUUCACCGCCGAUUGUCAAGGUUGAGCAAAAAGGGUGGACGCGCGUAAACUUGCAGCACUGCUAUGUGUUUCAUAGCAAAACUUGUACAGGUUAGACAGGUAAAGCAAUAUAAAAAAUAAACGUGUUUUUAAAUAUU